Acanthosepion pharaonis is the source of this 1179-nucleotide messenger RNA. The record is from the annotation of a GenBank genome assembly. Lineage: Eukaryota; Metazoa; Mollusca; Cephalopoda; Sepiida; Sepiidae.
AUGUCGAUUUUCUUUGUAUCCCUUCUUUUCCUCUUCCUUUUUUUUCACACCUUUCAUUUUACCCUCUUAUUCUCUUUCAUUUCUCUUUCAUAUUUCCUGUCGUUUCUCUUUCAUUUCUCUUUUCCAUCUUCUUUUACUCUUUUUUUCAAAAUGGCUGUCCAAAAUGGCGGUCCUGUCUGUGAGUCACAAUCUCUCCCUGUCCAUGCCUUAAGCUUUCUUCCUCACUUUACAAUGGAAUUUAAACAACGGAACAGAAGAUUGAAUAGUUUCUUGCCUGUUCCUCUUUCUCGUUCGUUUACAUUCUUCAACCUUAACAGCCAAUAUUUUUUUUUCUUCUCGUCACGAAUACCUUUUUUCCAUUCUUACAUCGACGACGACCAUUCCUGUCGGGAUCGCUAUCGUAAUCUUAGUCCUUCCGAUACGUUAAAAAAAGAUAGCCUCUCUCUCUCUCUUCCCUUCUCUCCCCUCCCCCCUCUCUCUCUUUCUCUCUUUCUUCCCCUCUCCCCCCUCUCUCUCUCCCUCUCUCUCUCCAGACUGGUUCCCAUUCUUUUAUUCUUACUCUUUCUUUCUUACACACACUAUAUCACUCUCUCGCUCGUAAUCUCUCUUAAUGUCUCGCUAACUAUCACUCUUUCUCACACUCUCUUGACACUCUCUCUUACCCAUUCGAUCUUUCACUCACUGACUCGCUCUUUAACACGCUUUCUCAAAUUCUCACUCUUUCUCACUCGCUAUAUCUCUCGCUCCCACAAUCACACUUCAUGUCACUCUUUCUGCCACUCUCUCUCUCUCUCUCUCUUACUCUCUUUCACUCAUAAUCUUACACUGUUUCCCUCUUUCACUUACUUCCUCUCCCUCUCCCUUUAUUUCUGCUCGUUUCUUUUUUUUUUAUCUCAUAUGAACUACAAAAGUAACAUUCUCUUUUCGUUUCUUUCUUACCUUCCUUAUAUAUACAUAUCCAUAGACAAAAGAGUGAACACUGCUACUUCCCUUACUUUUCUCUUUUUAUCCUUUAUUUCUCUUUCGCUACUGCACUUGCAACCAUCUCUACCCUCCUUGCCAACCUUUGUUUCCGAGAACCUUCCUAGUGUCCAGCUGCUCUUAGAGCUUAUGGCCGGAGAGAAUUACCGGCACUUUUCCGGGUGCAUUAAAGUAUCAAGUAGCCAUAAACGGGCCUAA